Pantherophis guttatus is the source of this 4435-nucleotide messenger RNA. It is a transcript of the gene DHTKD1, whose product is annotated as dehydrogenase E1 and transketolase domain containing 1. The record is from RefSeq and is a predicted model, not a curated record. Gene Ontology annotation, molecular function: thiamine pyrophosphate binding; oxidoreductase activity, acting on the aldehyde or oxo group of donors, disulfide as acceptor. NCBI's taxonomy places the organism in Eukaryota, Metazoa, Chordata, Lepidosauria, Squamata, Colubridae.
AUGGCGGCGGUGUGUGGGCGCUGCUGCUCGGCCGGCUGGAGGCCGCUGCUGGCCCGCUGGCCCCGGGGCCGCGCCGCCUACCACAGCGAGCGCGGCGUCUACGGCUACAAGCCCGGCCGGCCGGCCCAGGAGCCCCGCGGGAGCGCCCAGCGAGCCCAGCCCUGGAGGCCGGCAGCUGACCAUGGACUAGCUCGUUUAGUGACGGCGUAUCACGAACAUGGACACAAAGCUGCGAAAAUCAAUCCUCUCUUUACUGGCCAGGCUGUGAUGGAGGCGGUGCCUGAAAUUCAGGUGUUGGCGGAAACUUUGCAAGGCCCUUUCAACACAGCAGGGCUUUUGAACAUGGGGAAGGACGAAGCCUCGCUGGAAGAUAUCCUGUCUUACCUGGAGGACAUCUUCUGUGGACAUAUCUCCAUCGAGACCAGCCAGCUGUCCAGCAUGCAAGAGAAGGAAUGGAUGGCCAAACGGUUUGAGGAACUGAAGCAAGAAGCUUUUACUACCGAAGAGAAAAAGUAUUUGUCCAAGAUCAUGCUAGAAUCUCAGGAGUUUGAUCGCUUCCUGGCCACCAAGUUUGCCACGGUGAAGCGCUACGGGGGCGAAGGUGCGGAGAGCAUGAUGGGCUUCUUCCACGAAUUGCUGAAGAUGUCCUCGUAUAGCGGCGUGACGGACAUCGUCCUCGGGAUGCCUCACCGGGGAAGACUCAAUCUUCUCACGGGCCUCCUUCACUUUCCCCCUGAGCUGAUGUUCCGUAAAAUGCAAGGCUUGAGCGAAUUCCCGGAGAACGCGGCUGCCAUCGGAGACGUCCUCUCCCACCUCACGGCCUCGGUGGAGCUGGAUUUCGGGUCUCACCGCCCGAUUCACGUCGUCCUGUUGCCGAAUCCUUCCCACCUGGAAGCCAUCAACCCCGUGGCGGUCGGCAAAACCAGAGGGAGACAGCAAACUUUGUCGGAUGGGGAUUAUUCCUUAGCCAGUUCGGCUCGGCCGGGAGAUAAAGUCAUUUGCUUGCAGGUUCACGGAGAUGCGUCGUUCUCUGGCCAAGGGAUUGUUCCGGAAACAUUUACCCUUUCCAACCUGCCCCAUUUUAGAAUCGGGGGAAGCAUUCACCUCAUCGUAAAUAACCAAUUGGGCUACACCACCCCGGCGGAGCGAGGAAGGUCCUCUCUGUACUGUAGCGAUAUCGGUAAGAUAGUUGACUGUGCUGUCAUCCACGUGAAUGGAGAUGAUCCAGAAGAAGUUCUCAGAGCUGCCCGAUUGGCGGUGGAGUACCAGCGACUCUUCCGGAAGGAUGUGAUUGUGGAUCUUCUCUGCUAUCGGCAGUGGGGUCACAACGAACUCGAUGAGCCCUCUUUCACCAACCCCACCAUGUAUAAAAUAAUCAGAUCCCGGAAAAGCAUCCCAGAUACUUACGUGGAGGGGCUGGUGGCCGAGGGACUUACAACUGAGCAGGAAAUAUUGGAGAUCAAAACUUCCUAUUACUCAAAGCUCAACGAACAUCUCUCCACCAUGGCUAUGUAUACCCCUCCGUGGCCCAACCUCCAGGCCCACUGGACCGGCCUGGUGGAGCCCACGCCGAGGGUCACAACGUGGGACACAGGCGUUCCUCUACCACUCCUCCAGUAUGUCGGGGUCAAGUCGGUGGAAGUGCCCGAAGAAUUACAACUGCACAACCAUAUCCUGAAGACGCACGCUCAGUCACGAGUGCUGAAGAUGGAGGAAGGAGUGAAAUUAGACUGGGCCACCGCUGAAGCACUAGCUUUCGGUUCUCUUCUGUGUCAAGGUUUUAACAUCCGUCUGAGCGGGCAAGACGUGGGUCGAGGGACGUUCAGCCAGAGACAUGCCAUGUUGGUUUGUCAAGAGACGGGGGAAACCUACAUCCCUUUGAACCACAUGUCUGCAGAUCAGAAGGGCUUCCUUGAGGUGAGCAACAGCCCCCUGUCGGAAGAAGCGGUGCUGGGCUUUGAGUACGGGAUGAGUAUCGACAGCCCCAACCUCUUGCCCGUUUGGGAGGCUCAGUUUGGGGAUUUCUUCAACGGAGCCCAGAUCAUCUUUGAUACCUUUAUCUCUGGAGGAGAAGCCAAGUGGCUCCUGCAGAGCGGACUGGUGGUUCUCCUUCCACACGGCUAUGACGGGGCUGGACCGGAACAUUCUUCGUGUCGGGUCGAACGAUUCCUGCAGAUGUGUGAUAGCUCAGAGGAAGGGAUCGACGGCGACCACGUAAAUAUGUCCGUGGUCCAUCCAACCACCCCGGCGCAAUAUUUCCAUUUACUUCGGAGGCAGAUGGUUCGAAACUUCCGGAAACCCCUCAUUGUGGUGUCGCCCAAAACUCUCCUUCGCUUACCUACUGCCGUGUCAAGCUUACUAGAAAUGGCUCCUGGAACCACGUUCAGGCCUGUCAUUGGUGAUUCAACAGUAGAUCCUAAAAGCGUCAGCAAGGUGGUUCUGUGUUCUGGCAAACAUUAUUACACUUUGGCCAAACACCGAGAGCUGCUUGAAGAAAAGAAGCCCAACACUGCCAUUGUGAGGUUGGAAGAAUUGUGUCCUUUCCCUCUCGAAGCUCUGCAACAAGAGAUGAACAAGUUCACUAACGCCAAAGCUUUCGUCUGGAGCCAGGAAGAACCUCAGAACAUGGGGCCCUGGACAUUCGUCUCCCCAAGGUUUGAAAAGCAACUGGCUUGCAAGCUCUGCCUUGUCAGCCGACCCGCCUUACCAGCUCCCGCUGUGGGCAUCGGAGUUUUGCACCAGAAACAGCAACAAAACCUCCUCACCGAAACAUUUGCUUGAAGACUUAACCCACCGUGGGACUUUUGCUGUUAACAACGAGGCCUGGAAAGCCAAAAUAUCCGAAACUCAAAAAGACGCUUUUACUAUUGAGGUCUAACCUGCUGCCGAAAUGAAUUUGGCCGAACCGGAGUUAUCAAACGGGAGUUUUCCCUCUUCCUUUUCCUGCAGCAGAUGUCAAAUCCUGCCAAGGGAAGUACCUGGGAUUUGAACCUGUUUACAUUUCUCCGCCUUCGCACCGAUGGGUGAGCGUGGGGAACAGACCAACGUUUUUCAUCGGUACAAUGAUUGUUAUAGAAGUUCUUAAAUUGUAUUACAACGCAGCAGGAGAGAUCUGGUUUGCUGGCUUGCCUCAGAAUCAAACUGCAGGAUUUAAUUUUAAUUUUAUUUUUCAUAAAAAAACAAAUGUCCCAGGAUGAAUUUCUCAAAGAAUUUCUUAAAGUAGCUUUUCUGAGACUACGGAAUAACGUAUUUAUUACAGUUGAUUUGCCUUUGACAACAAUGUUAGAUAGUAUUUGUAAACCACAGUAAAUCAGGGAAUUUUUAAAUACGCAGGGAUUACUGUACACAUAGUUCUGAUUACUAAAACAAGCGCUGUUAUAUGGGUGCACUUUAACCGUCUUCUAAAAGCUACAUAGGCGUACUACUUUUUGCAAAUAAAAAAUUAAAUCUGGGCUAUGUCGCUUUGGAUUCCAGACAGUGGAAUAAUGUUGCUAAACAAUUUUCGUCAGAAAAAAAAAAUAAUUUUUCUGUACAAAUUAAGGUGGUCUAAAUAUCUGGGUGCUGUGUGCCAGCCUUAAAUUUAUUUUAUGAUGUACUUAAAUAUGAAGCCAUACAUUUUCCAUCCAUGAUCCAAAGUAGACAUAUUUUUAGCCGUUGUCUUCACUGGUUCCUUAAAUUUGAAAUUGAUUAUGAAUUAUUAUUAUUUUUUUGCCACCUAGUUAAUGUUGAGUCUUAUCAACCACAUACACAAGAUUUUUUGGGGGAGGGGAGAAAAUUUGAAAUAGAGAAAAAAUAAAUUGAAAAUUGCAAUUGUUUGAUGAAUUAUGGUAGGUUCUGUUCUCACAUCUAUAAAACGGGAUUAAAUUGAUGUUUUGUAUUAUGAAAUAAUGGGAGUGUAAAAUAUCAUUUUUCCUCUUUGAUUUGCUUUGCUUUGAAUGCCUUCAUUGCAUUUUCUGUACCUGCAACCAAAAUGUUUUAGCAACUGUGACAAUUGAUUUCUUUUUCAAAUCUUUUCAUGUUUCCAAAGCAACAUUUAUUGCACUCCCCAAACGCAUUUUCUGUUUCUUUAUUGCCUUGAAAGAUCUGAUCCCGGAUAUCAUCAUGGUAUCUUUCCUGAUUUGGGGCUAAAAGGAAUUUCUCAAGGAUGAUUUUAAGUUUGGAUAAGAGGAAAGGGCCACCAGGACAAAGUAAAUACUCUGUGGAGUAAAGUGCAAUUUGGACAGAGUUCUUGAAUUGAAAAUUGCCACUAAAUCCAACUCCUGUUUAACAAAAAAUGUUCCAAAUGAAAGUGUCCUUGACAGUUGGCUCUCUUGUUUUCUGCUUGAUAAAAAAAACUGGUUUUUAUUGUUGCUGUAAAUCGUUUUGGGAGGGAAUCAAAGACAUGGCCUUGAAUAUCAAGGCACGCCACUGUAAUAAAACUGAAAAAUCAAAAUUA